Messenger RNA from Varroa destructor (honeybee mite), 4668 nucleotides. It is a transcript of the gene Cand1, whose product is annotated as Cullin-associated and neddylation-dissociated 1. NCBI's taxonomy places the organism in Eukaryota, Metazoa, Arthropoda, Arachnida, Mesostigmata, Varroidae. The record is from RefSeq and is a predicted model, not a curated record. Gene Ontology annotation, biological process: SCF complex assembly.
ACUUAUCCGGCCUCAAGAUGGCUAAUGCUUACCAAAUAUCAAAUCUGCUCGACAAGAUGACAUCGGCGGAUAAAGACUAUAGAUUUAUGGCCACUAACGAUCUGAUGGCCGAGCUGCAAAAAGACUCGAUCAAAUUGGACGACGAAUCGGAGCGCAAGGUUGUCAGCAUGCUGCUUCAUCUACUUCGCGACAAAAAUGGUGAAGUACAGAAUCUUGCCGUCAAAUGUCUUGGCCCAUUGGUCAAGAAAGUGAAGGAGUACCAGGUUGAGCAGAUCGUUGAGACCCUUUGUAAGAAUAUGGUCAGUGAAAAGGCGGAAGAGCUGCGUGACAUUUCCUCAAUUGGAUUAAAGACUGUCAUCGCUGAAUUACCUCCUAAUUGUGACACACUAGUAGCCUCAAUUUGCAAAAAGAUUACCACGCGGCUAAACGCUGUGGUGGCGGAGAACGCAUCAAAGCAGGAAGAGGUUUCGAUCCAAUUGGAAGUGCUCGAUUUGUUUGGGGAUCUAUUAAACAGAUUUGGUGGUAGUUUACUUAUGUAUCAUGCAUCGAUCCUUGAGGCGCUUCUGCCACAACUUCGAAGCCCGCGCCUGGCGGUUCGUAAGCGGGCGAUCACCUCGAUUGGAUAUUUAACUACGUCAUGUUCGGACAAUCUGUUCAACAAGCUAAUGGAAACUCUAAUCCAUGAGUUGGCAACAGCCACGAACACGAACGCAUCCGUGACUCGAACCUAUAUUCAGUGCAUUGGAACGAUUUCGCGGCAUUCAGGCCAUCGUAUUGGGGGGCACCUUGAAAAACUUAUGCCUUUUUUGACUGGAUUCUGUCGACGAGCUCAUGAACAUGGAGAUGAACAUGGCGACGAAUUACGCGAGUACUGUUUACAGGCAUUGGAAAUGCUAGUACGAAGAUGUCCUAAGGAAAUUACUUGCUACAUUCCGUCAAUCAUUUCCAUCUGCCUAGAUUUCAUCAGCUAUGAUCCGAACUACAACUAUGACGAUGACGAAGAUGGAGAAGAAGGAAUGGAGACGGAUGGCGAGGAAGCAGAUGAAAGUGACGGCGAAGCUGAAGAAGAGUAUUCGGACGAUGACGACAUCUCAUGGAAGGUGCGCCGUGCCUCAGCAAAAUGUCUUGAGGCUGUCAUUGCCACGCGUCACGAUAUGCUUUCGGAUCUAUACCGGACAAUCGCUCCACACCUCGUCACUCGCUUCAAAGAACGCGAGGAAAAUGUCAAAGUUGACAUAUUUAAUGCAUAUGUCGCUUUACUGCGUCAAACACGUUCAACAGGACCACGAGGUGAUGAAACAAAUGCGGCUCCCGUUCAACUGCUCAGACAGCAGGUGCCUAGUUUAGUGAAGUCGCUGACGAGACAACUGCGCAAAGAAAAGAAAUCGAUUAAGACAAGACAAGGCUCGUUCCAUCUCCUUACCGAGCUAUCACUUGUGGUACCUGGCGCACUCUCAGACCACAUAUCGGCCUUAAUUCCCGCGAUCCAAAAUUCCUUUUCGGAGAAAGAGAAAAACACUUCGUCAAACAUGAAGAUCGAUACACUUGGUUUUCUUCAGUGCCUCAUUUCGAAUCAUCCAGUGGCCGUGUUCCACCCGCACGUGCCUGUGCUUGUACCAGCAGUCGUUCAAGCAGUGUACGAUCCGUUCUACAAGAUCAGUUCGGAAGCAUUGAAUGUUUUGCAGCUGCUUCUUCGAGUGCUACGCCCGUUCGACGGCCAGCCAAACGCUUUCAAUUUUUCACCGUAUGUUCCAGAAAUCUACCAGUGCGCCCUAGUCAAACUGAAGGCCACCGACAUUGAUCAAGAGGUAAAGGAACGAGCAAUCUCCUGUAUGGGGCAAAUUAUUUCCGUCCUUGGAGAUCACCUGCGGGAGGAACUUCAAUCGUGUCUACCGAUAUUUCUUGACCGUCUUCGCAAUGAGAUUACUCGACUAACGACGGUAAAAGCCCUAACACAAAUUGCUGGCUCGCCUCUUAAAAUUCCACUUGACAUGAUUCUCUGUGAUGGAGUAGCUAUUUUGGCUAGUUUUUUAAGGAAGAACCAACGCGCGUUGAAGUUGAGCACGUUAACCCUUCUUGAUACACUAUUUAAGCACUAUCCACUAUCUUUAAACGCAAACAUGGUAAACUGCAUCAUGAAGGAGUUACGCGCACUAAUCAGCGAAGCCGACCUACACAUUUCACAGUUGACUCUCCAUCUGCUAACGUCAGUGGCACAAGUUCAUCGCCAAUCAUUACUGACGGUAACAAAAGAGAUCCUGCCGGAGAUCCUGGUACUAGUGAAAUCUCCGCUAUUGCAGGGCGCCGCCUUGAAUGCAAUGCUCGAAUUCUUCAAGACCCUUUCAUACUCGAAUGUCGAUGGUGUAGGCUUCCGGCAGCUUCUAUUGCUACUCACAAGUUUAGUGUACCAACAAAGUCAAACAAAUCAGCCGAUUCAUAAAAAUGCGUAUCACUCGAUAGCUAAAUGUGUAGCUGCUCUAACUGUCGCCAACCUAAACAAUCCGGAAGCGUGUCAGGUGGUGCCUCAAUUCCUUAAUGAAAUCGCUAACAACCAAUCCGCUGAUUCCGUGCAUCAGUUCGCAUUAUUGGCCAUUGGCGAGAUUGGCAAGCAUGUCGACCUCAGCAAUAUUCCCGAGCUCAAGGUUGUGCUGCUCAAGGCGUUCGAAUCGAAUUCAGAGGAAGUAAAGACAGCCGCUUCGUUCGCCUUAGGUAGCGUAGCCAUUGGUAACUUACAGGAAUACUUGCCCUUUAUUUUGUCAGAGGUGGAUGACCACCCGAAGAAACAAUACCUACUGUUGCAUGCACUGAAAGAAACCAUAUCCUGCCAAAGUGGAAAUGCGGCAGCGGUUCAUGCGUUGCAGCCGUAUAUCGAGGCAAUCUGGAUGAUGCUCAUGAAGCACUGUGAAUGCGAAGAAGAGGGUACGCGGAACGUGGUCGCUGAGUGUCUCGGCAAACUGACUCUGGUCGAUCAUGAGACGUUGCUACCUCGGCUGGCUACCUCGUUGGACAGCCCAAGCGCAUAUGCCAGGUCCACCGUGGUAACAGCCAUGAAGUUUACUAUAUCCGACCAGCCGCAACCGAUCGAUGCUCUACUGAAGGAUGAUAUCGGCAAGUUUUUCAAUGCUCUCAAAGAUAGUGACCUUAACGUCCGUCGUGUAGCUCUUGUAGCAUUCAAUUCGGCGGCACAUAACAAGCCUGCACUUGUGCGGGAUCUCCUGGGACAGGUCAUGCCACAGCUUUACACAGAAACGAAGGUGCGAAAUGAGCUCAUCCGUGAGGUGGAGAUGGGUCCGUUCAAGCACACCGUGGAUGAUGGUCUCGAUUUGCGGAAGGCCGCUUUCGAGUGUAUGUACACACUUCUCGACUCCUGCAUGGACCGUAUUGAUAUCUUCGAGUUUUUAACACACGUCGAAGAUGGUCUUAAAGACCAUUACGACAUUAAAAUGCUUACCUAUCUUAUGCUUGUGCGGCUUUCGUCGAUUUGCCCAUUGGCAUUGCUGCAGCGCAUGGAUACGGUGAUCGAUGCACUGAAGGUUCCAUGCAACACCAAACUCAAGAGUUUUCCAGUCAAACAGGAACUCGAGAAACAAGAAGAACUAAAACGGUCGGCCCUUCGUGCUUUCGCCGCGUUGCAGCAAAUAACGGACGCAGAAAAGAAUCCUCAAGUGGUUGAGUUUACAAAUCAGAUCAAGAGCACACCAGAUCUGCAAGCGAUCUUCGACGGCAUACAGAAGGACUCGAAUCAAGCGAUAGGAUUCAUGCAUGACAGUAAUGUUGAGGAAAAUAUGGUCUAUUAAUUACCCAAUGACAGCUAUUGAACGUUAACAGAUUGCCGGUGCAUCGAAGCUGCACUGACCGACCGACCGAUUCCUGUAUUGAUCGAAGAAUAAUGAUGAUUAAGAAUGGAGUAAUGUCGUAAUCCCGUUGAUGUCAUCGGAAGCUGGGCACGUAGUUGUGUAUAAAAAGAAUGACGAGAUCAUAAACAUAUUAGUUAUAGAAGUGGUAAUACGCGAAAGAAAAAAAUGUUAUGAGAUACGAGCAAGUACCCUAGAAUGAGACUACCCUUAGAACUGUGUGCAAAAAAAUGUGGAUAGAUAAGGUAAGGAUGUUACGAGAAGACUAGACACAUUUUGCUGUUUACAGUGAGUGUAUAUGCUUUUGGCGCUCAAAAGCAUGCGAAGGAAACAUGUCUCUCAGUGAUCGAAUAAAUAAAAAUGAUAAAUAGAAUACAAGUAACAAGAGUACGUAUGUUACAAUUUUCAACCCUUGACACCACACGACUCUUCGCUAUUUAGUGGAGCGUAUUUUUAUUUAAUAACAAAGAAUAUUAAACAUGAUAAAUAUAAAGAAACCGUGAUGACCAUGUCGAUAGUAAGAUGUUGCGUAUAGUAUUGUUCGGGUAUAAAAAUAAUUUCGCGGCAGAGAAGAAAAUAUUCAAAAUGAUCUGGUUAGACGCCGAGUGUGAAUGGACCUGGGAUUAGCAAUCCUGGAAAAAAUGCGAGACGCGUAAUGACGGCGGAAAUUCAUCGCAAGAAAAGCACCCGAAAGGACCCGAGAGGCAAAAAAUCGCGUUUAGUAUGGUCGAUGGUCACUUCAAUGUAAAAUAAAUGAAUAAAAAUAAAAAACGUAAUGAAAGUCGUUAUGCUAAUAUGGGCGUUUUCCAUGCUU